UCGCUUUAAAUCCCAUUCUGUGCCUUAUGCAUCCUUUUGACGGAAGAAACAAAAAUCCCUUUUCUUGUGUGCGUGUGUGUGUGUCCCGUGCGCAAAGAGCGCGCUCCCAUUGGCCGAGGUUCACCUGACUUUUCCAUCCACGGACCCUCACCCGCCCGGUGCGCGCACCUUCUCUCCACUGUGCACCGCCAUCCGAACCAAAGAAGUCUGAUGAACACACGCUCAGCUCCGUGCGCUGGUGGACCGGGGAAUCUGGACAUGAGGACAGACUUGUUUUUUUGUCGGAUAUGGAUUGGAAUCGCUUUUGCCUCAGGUCUGGUGAUUGGCUUUUCUAUGACUCCGCCCACCCUUGACAUCGCCAGCAAUGAGCUUGUGAUUCCAGUCCUUCAAACACUCACCCUUACAUGCAGGGGGCAGCUAACACUGGCCUGGACGUGGCCUGAUCAGAGUCUUGAGGGACAGGAGCUAACCAACCGUCAGGCACAGCUGCCGGCCACUGGGGUCCCCGGGAAAAGGGCUGCCGUGGUUAGAGAGUGUCAGGGGCGGCGCGGCGAGCCGUACUGCAAAAGGCUGGUGCUGAGUGCAGCGCAUGCCACCGACACGGGCUUCUAUCAGUGCUACUACAAGGAUGCCAAGGCCAUAACCAAUGGCACCACUGCUGUCAGCGUUUAUGUCUUUGUCAGGGACGCGGAGCAACCAUUUCUCAAGCGGCGCAGUCACAGCGAGCUAAAUGGAAACACCAUGGAGACCAUCUUAAUCACACGCUCCUCUGUGGACGUGGUGGUGCCAUGUAUUGUGACAGUGCCCGACCUCAACGUCACUCUCCACAUGUAUCCGACACAACUGCAGAAGAGUCAGAUGAAGUGGGACAACAAGCGAGGCUGGUCCAUUCCCAGACCUGUCUUCGACAGCGUGCCGAUGAUUAUUGGGUUUAUAUGUGCUGCCACACUGGAUGGAAAAGAGCAUCAGUCGACCUACCUGGUCCACCAUGCAGGAAGUCAGGUUUACAACGUCAAGCUGUUUCCUGAGGAGCCAGUGGAGCUGAUCGUGGGGGAGACCCUCACCCUCAACUGCACCACGCUGGUGGAGUUCAAUGCAGGCGUGGACAUAACAUGGUCUUACCCUGGUAAACAGAGGGACACUUUGGUGAGCAUUCAACAGCAGCGUCAAGCUCUGCUUCACAACACAGAGGCCGUCAGCAUCCUGAGCAUCCAUGCGGUCAAGGUCACAGACAGCGGCCCGUACAGCUGUAACGCCACCACCAUUGCUACAACACAAACCAGACAAACCAAAGUCACCGUUUACGAAAAGCCAUUUAUCAGACUUGACUACAGGAAUGAACCCGUGCAAGAGGUAACGGCUGGUCAGAAGUCUUUCAGGCUUCAGGUGAACGUCUCCGCCUACCCCACUCCCGAAACACAGUGGUACAAAGACGGCAAGCCGAUAAACCAGCGUCCAGAGUUUAGGAUGAAAAGGAUGAGGAUGCAUCCUAAGCAUGCUUUGGAGAUUAAGGAUGUUUCUCAGGAGGAUUCAGGGCUCUACACGGUUGUGCUGAAGAACAGCGCUGCUACACUCGAGAAGAGGCUCAAUAUCACGCUCGUCGUCAAUGUCCCUCCACACAUCCAUGAGAAAGAGGUGGCCGAGCCGUCCAGCCCGUACCCCAGUGGCAGCAGCCAGAAGCUAACAUGCACUGCCUACGGCCUCCCGGCUCCAAAUGUCAGCUGGCAGUGGAGGGCGUGGGGCCCGUGCGUCCUCAACACCACCCAAAGCAGAGCAGUCCGACGAGACAGGAAGGGCCGGAGUGAUGGGAUCACUGAAUGUCAGAAUUGGCAGGACAUUAACUCAGAAAAUGAGGCCAUUGAGACAUCUGUUGAAGUGGUGGAUGGACGUCAAAAGAUCGUGAGCAGGCUUUCCAUUCACAACGCCAGCGUUUCGGUCAUGUACAAGUGUUCUGCCGAAAACAAAGCCGGCAAAGACGAGUGGCUGAUCUACUUCUACGUAACCAUUAUCCCUGAGGGCUUCAGCGUGGAGGUGCGACCCUCUGAGACACCCCUGGAGCAGGAGAAAGUGUCACUCUGCUGCAGCGCUGACAACUACACCUACGAGCAGCUCCAGUGGUACCGCCUUGACCCGCGGGCCCUGCAGGACGAGCAGGGUCGACCCCAGGAGCUGGACUGCAAGAGCGUGCACCUGUACGCUGACACUCUCACGGGCCAGCUCUCCUUCCAGGAGUCCUCAAACAGCUGGGUGCUGGAUUUCACCAUCUCUUCCGUGCAACUGCAGGAUGAGGGUCAUUACGUGUGCAAGGCUCAGAGCAGAAGGAAUGGGGAGAAACAGUGCCUGUUCAGAUACAUCUCUGUCAAAGCCCUGGAGGCGCCACGGUACAAGCGCAGCCUCACCAACCAGACGGUGAAUGUGACGGAGUCUCUGCGCAUGGAGUGCGAUGUUGAGGGCCGACCUCUGCCACGCCUCUCCUGGUUCAAAGACAACCAGCCCCUCCACCAAAUGUCCGGAAUCCAGCUGCAGGAUUCAAACCGCACACUGAGCAUCCAGCGUGUGAGAGAGGAGGACGCUGGUCUUUACACUUGCACUGCCUGUAACCAGCGUGGUUGUGUCCACUCCUCAGCUGCCAUCCAGGUCAUCGGUUCCAGCGACAAGGCCAACGUUGAGAUUGUGAUCCUCAUUGGGACGGGAGUCAUCGCUGUUUUCUUCUGGGCCUUGCUCAUUCUCAUCUUCUGCAACGUGAAACGGGUUAACCCGGCAGAUAUAAAGACGGGCUAUUUGUCCAUCAUCAUGGACCCGGGGGAGGUACCUCUGGAUGAGCAGUGUGAAUACCUGCCCUAUGACUCCUCACAGUGGGAAGUCUCCCGAGAUCGACUACGACUGGGAAAGGUCUUAGGCCACGGAGCCUUCGGGAAAGUAAUCGAAGCAUCAAUCUACGGCAUCAGUAAGAGCAACAGCCUUGAUACAGUUGCUGUCAAGAUGCUGAAAGAGGGAGCCACAGCUAGUGAACACAAGGCCCUGAUGUCAGAGUUAAAGAUCCUAAUUCACAUCGGGAAUCAUCUGAAUGUUGUGAACCUGUUAGGUGCUUGCACCAAACCCAGUGGUCCAUUGAUGGUGAUCGUGGAAUACUGCAAGUAUGGCAAUCUGUCCAACUUUCUGCGAGCCAAGCGAGAGUUCUUUCUUCCAUACAGGGACUGCUCUCCAAAAACUCAGAGCCAGGUGAGAAGGCUGAUCGAGGCCGGUCAAGUGGACCAAAGGGCUCGUCGCCCACCUUCUCCUUUACCGCUUAAUAGCGCUGAGACUCCGUCACCCAGCCUGUCCAAUCAGAAGAGUCCUGUUGCUGCUGUGGAGAAAAUGGAGGACUUGUGGAAGACUCCUUUAACGAUAGAAGAUCUGAUUUGCUACAGUUUCCAGGUGGCCCGUGGGAUGGACUUCCUGGCUUCUAGAAAGUGUAUCCACAGAGACCUGGCAGCCCGGAACAUUCUGCUUUCUGAGAACAACAUUGUGAAGAUCUGUGACUUCGGCCUGGCCAGAGACAUAUACAAAGACCCCGACUACGUCAGGAAAGGCAAUGCUCGCCUGCCUUUGAAGUGGAUGGCUCCAGAGAGCAUCUUUGACAAAGUCUACACCAGCCAGAGUGAUGUGUGGUCCUUCGGAGUUCUCCUCUGGGAAAUCUUUUCACUGGGGAGCGUCUCGUACCCAGGAGUGCAGAUUGAUGAGGACUUUUGCAAGCGAUUGAAAGACGGCGUCCGGAUGAGAGCACCAGAGACCGCUUCCCCUGAAAUAUACGGCAUCAUGUUGGGCUGGCAGGGUGAGCCGAAGGCCAGGCCGACGUUCCCUGUUCUGGUGCAGAUCCUGGGAGACCUGCUGCAGGACAACAGCCUACCAGAUGGAAAGGAUUACGUCCCCCUGAACCAAUCCCACAGCUCAGAGGACGACGGCUUCUCGCAGGCGUCAUCACGUCCUCCUUCUGAAGAAGAGCUCAGACUGGCCUGUAACACGCUGUCAACCAGGUAUUAUAACUGCGCGCCCUUUGCUGGUUGCGUGUUUGUGGGAACUUCAAAAGUUUGCCAGCCCCGCGUGAAAACAUUUGAAGAGUUUCCCCUGCAGAAACACUCACAGAAAGCUCCCCAAGAUAAUCAGACAGACAGCGGGAUGGUUUUGGCCUCAGAAGAACUGGAGAGGAUCGAGCACAAGCACAGGGGUGCCAUCUCAAAAAGUCGUGUGAGCAGCAGCAGCAGCACAGAGCCUCUGACAGCUUCCCAGGGUUCUCUGGGGCGAAGCAGCGGCUCCAAGCAUUGUCCCGCCUUCUUCAGUCAGCUGUCAGGACAGACCUUCUACAACAAUGAGUACGGACAGCUGUCCAAGGAGGGUUUCUGUGACUUUUUCGCCUCGCCAGACACCCCCUGCUUGGCCUCCUCUAAUGUGUAAUCUCACAAAAGAUGAUGUCAGAGAGUAAAUGGCUAUGGGGGAGGAGUUAAAGAAAGUGACCGCUCCAACUCAACAGAUGAGGUGUGCAGGCUUUAGUAACAUCCCAGCGUUGGUUAAUAAAGAUGUCUGAAGCUCCUGCUGCCUCAAUAAAUGGACUGAGCUAUAUGUGCCUGCAGUUCUCCUAACCAGCCACUGGGUAGCAGUAUUAUGACAAAAGAAGCCUUAAGUAUUUUCUAUUCACAUUUAUAUUUUUUACUUUUUCUAUUGCAGAGUAUCAUUCCUUUACUUGUACAAAUUAUAAGAAGGAAUAAAGGAAUUUAUCUUCUCA
Molecule: messenger RNA, 4762 nt
Organism: Thalassophryne amazonica
Lineage: Eukaryota; Metazoa; Chordata; Actinopteri; Batrachoidiformes; Batrachoididae
Gene: flt4
Product: fms related receptor tyrosine kinase 4
Biological process (GO): multicellular organism development; positive regulation of kinase activity; cell surface receptor protein tyrosine kinase signaling pathway
Cellular component (GO): signaling receptor complex
Molecular function (GO): transmembrane receptor protein tyrosine kinase activity; ATP binding
Source: RefSeq, a predicted model, not a curated record